This is a messenger RNA of Spinacia oleracea (spinach), 1389 nucleotides long. RefSeq lists its product as uncharacterized. Bases 199 to 1173 code for a protein of 324 amino acids. The record is from RefSeq and is a predicted model, not a curated record. The transcript has a single exon. NCBI's taxonomy places the organism in Eukaryota, Viridiplantae, Streptophyta, Magnoliopsida, Caryophyllales, Amaranthaceae.
AAUCUCCGCUAAAUCGCUAACCCCCACACAAACAUAACGCACCAAUAAUUCAUUUCAAAUCUUCAAAUCAAACCCUCAUUUUUUGCUGUUUAUUAAUCUCAUUCAAAAAAAAUCGUUUAUAAACCUCCUUUAUUUCUCCCUCAAAAAACACCCACACUGCUUUCCUUCUCUCUCCUCAACAUUAAAAUAAAAAUAAAAAUGAAAGCUUCACUAAGAUUCAGAGAAGAGCAAAAACCCCUCUUCAAAGCCAAAAUACCUCUCAACAUCUUAGGCUUACCCUUCCAAUCAUCCCUCUUAGCCGGCGAUUCCAAGGAGCUCUCUCUUGGCCUCGGCACAUUCUUCGACUAUGGCCCAUCGUUUCGCCUAUCAUACCGCCCCAACGAUUCGUUUAAUCCUUUCUCUCUCCUCGUCAAAACCGGAAUCGGCCACUUUGGUUCCCCAAACGACGCCCCAAUGACUAUGACGGCGGAGUUCAAUUUCCUCGGGAAUUCCUCCUCGUCUAACCCUAGAUUUUUCCUCCAUUUUAAGCCUCAAUUCGGUGAUUUCUCGAUCAAGAAAUCGCAAUCCUCGACGUCGAUUUGUCCGGGUCGAUUUGAAUCAAACGGUGCCGCUUUCGAGGGGGAGGUUGAUAAUUCAUUGGAGGUGAUUGAGAAGCCGCUUGAGAUGGGUAACGACGAUUAUUUCUCGGUGGGAAAUGCAGGGAGUAAAAUUACCGCAUUACCCCUGAAAUCAUCAGUGGAGAACGCCGUCUCCGGGAUGGAAUUAGGGGCAAAGACGGUACUCCCAAUCCGAAAGGGCGCCGUUCUGAAACUCCGGUGGGGGGUUAAAUUCCCCGAAGGGCUCCAAGCUUUGAUGAAGAAUCCCACGGCUAAGAUGUCUCCACGUGGAAUCCCGCAACUCGUGCUCAACAAAAUUGGGAUCGAACACGUGGCUAAAGACGAUAGUAAGAAGGUGGACCCUGAUGACGUGGCGCGGAGCGUUUCUGUUGCUAGUAGUGCUGAGCUGGCGGAGACUUGCUUCACUGUGAAGAGGCAGCUUGAAACGCUGCGUUCUGAGAAUGCUCAAUUAGGGAAGUCGUUGGAGGAUUUGAAGGGGGAGUUUGCUAAUAAAGGGUUUAAGAUUAAGGAAGGAGGAGACAGAAAAUUAGCUGAGAUUAAGGAAGGGGAUAAUUAAAAAUUAGAGUUUGAUUAGGAUAAUAAUAUUGGAUCUUUCAGUAGUACGGAGUAUGAGUUUUAUAAUUAUUUAUUUAUUUUCAUUAUACAAUGGUUCGAUAUUUUGGUAUGUAUAGUUUAGUUCGUUUUAUGUUUUUGGUUGAAGGGUAGCAUGUUUUAUGCUCUCAAUUGGCUAUCAAUUUAAUUCGACAAGAAAUCAAUAUUUCAGUUUAUUACA